AUGGCCGAGGAAGCCGUCGCCGGCGUCGGCCCGAACGGGCGCCCGCAGGCCCGGCGGCGGCGGCGGCUGCUGCUGCGGCCCAGGAGGCGGUGGGGGACCUAUGGCGGCGGCUGUUUCCGGAGCCUCUGCGGGUUGUCUGCCUCCCCGGCGGGUUUCCAAGGGCUGCCCCCUAGCUCGUCGGUAGGCCUCGGCGGCCUGUCGCGCGCCUCCCCGCUGCUGUUCCUCUUCCUCCUGCCCCGCCCUCGGCUCGCGGCGGCGACCCAGCGCCGUCACCUUGGAGACUGGGAGCGCUCGCGCCCGAGGCCUCGCGAGACAGCCGGGAGCCGGAGCCGGAGCCCGAGCCCGGCGGAGGAGCUCGGCGCGCGCGCGCCUCCUCGCCAGCAGCCGCCGGCCGCUGCCGCCGCCCUGGGGCCGCCCCCCUCGGGCAUGGGGCUGGGCGGCCAGUGGCGGUGGUGCAAGGCGUGCCUCGCCACCAGCGUCGCCGGCCCUCUUCACCCGUGCAGCUUCCCGGUGUUGGCUCCUGCGAGGAGAGAUCUGAGCAUUUCUGCUAGGUCACAACAAGCAACACAAAAGUUACCUCUUUUCGCCUCUUCAGGGAGUAAGAAGCUGUACUUCGACACCCAUGCUGUGGUGCUUCUUCUGGAGGAAAAGGGGUUUACCACUCAACAAGCAGAAAUCAUUGUCUCUUCAUUAGUGAAGAUCAUGAACAGCAACAUGGAGGUUGUCAGCCAGAAUAUGGUCACCAAGGUGCAUCAGGAGAUCACUGUACAGCAGAUAAUGUCUCAGAUUGCUGGUGUCAAAAAGGAUAUGAUCAUUUUAGAAAAGAGUGAAUUUUCAACUCUCAGAGCAGAAAAUCAGAAAUUAACACUUGAACUCCACCAGUUAAAACAGCGAAUGCUGGAUGAAAUACUCAAAGUUCGGGCAGAUAAUAAAUUGGAUUUCAAUCUAGAAAAGAGCAGAGUAAAAGAAUUGUAUGCAUUGAAUGAAAGGAAGCUACUUGAAAUGAGAUCAGAAGUAUUAACAUUGCAGGCACAACAACUCCGGGCUCUUACUCAGACAGACAGAAAGAUAGACACUGAAGUUGCUGGCCUGAAAACCAUGCUUGAAUCACACAAGCUUGAUAAUAUUAAAUAUUUAGCAGGUUCUAUAUUUACAUGUCUAACGGUAGCUCUGGGAUUUUAUCGUCUAUGGAUUUAAGUGUCUCCUUAAAAGGACCUAUAUUUGCCUUAAAAAUAUGAGGUUAUUACUUUUUUCCUCAUUUCAAAUUUUAACCCUGAUUUGAUUUUAUUUAUGUUAUUUUUUAUGCACAUUAUGAUGUAUAACCAUCUUUAAAGUGUCAGAAAAUCCAUUUUGUAGCUCUUUAUCUUUUUGAUAUCCUUUGAUCUCACUAGUACAUUUUUGAGAAAAAUACCACUAGCUGAAAUACUGAAGAACCCACUUACCUUGACCAGAGUGAUGAUCACCUUUCAUAUACUUACUCUUUAAGGAAUUUACUAUUAAAAAGUCAUUAAAAAUGGCUUUAUGAGUGACAGAGAAUCACAGACUAAUUAAUCCAAGACCACAAAAAUUUCUUUCCCUCUUGACCCAAGCUUCUAGCAGCAAAUAGCUUGUGCACUGUUACCAGUAUGCUUUUAUUUCAAUGAAUUUUGUUGAAACCUGGGUUGAUUCCUGUGUUCCCUAAACAACUAAAUUAUCGUAGUAUUUGCUGUUUGUGACAUUCAGCCAGAAAAUCAUGUUGCCCGAUAAAAUGAGUUGGCAUAGUAAGCAAUCACUUCUUCUACCUCUUGAAGUAUUCUGGUGUUUUCUUUUUUCCCUAUCAGUGGAGUGACUUGGGAACUAAUACUCUGUCAUUUUCUAGUGACCUUGAAAACUUGCUAGUGAGAAACAUGACAAUGUUGUAUUUCA
Vombatus ursinus (common wombat) is the source of this 1905-nucleotide messenger RNA. RefSeq names its product mitochondrial calcium uniporter regulator 1 (gene MCUR1). Gene Ontology annotation, cellular component: mitochondrial inner membrane; mitochondrion. Bases 1 to 1197 code for a protein of 398 amino acids. The transcript is spliced from 9 exons. The record is from RefSeq and is a predicted model, not a curated record. Gene Ontology annotation, biological process: calcium import into the mitochondrion; positive regulation of mitochondrial calcium ion concentration. NCBI's taxonomy places the organism in Eukaryota, Metazoa, Chordata, Mammalia, Diprotodontia, Vombatidae.